Messenger RNA from Ectocarpus sp. CCAP 1310/34, 1262 nucleotides. Lineage: Eukaryota; Phaeophyceae; Ectocarpales; Ectocarpaceae. The record is from the annotation of a GenBank genome assembly.
AUGAUGACCAUCUUGUUUGGGGAGAUGCUCCAGUUCGCCCUGGUUCUCGGGACGAUCAUGAUGGGCUUCACCGUGAGCUUCUUCGCUCUAUUCCAGGAGGACAAAUCGUACGGCGAAACUUGGUUGGACGUUUUCAAAGCCAUGCUCGGCGAGGUGAGCGUGUUCGCGGAGAACUACGAAGACAGUGUGCACAGAUAUGUCGCCCGGUUUCUCCUUGUCCUGUACCUGACCGUGGUGACCAUCAUGCUUCUUAACCUUCUCAUCGCGGUCCGCAUUAUGAAGCUCUACGUCCGCAUCGUCGACAGCGACGUCCUCCCCUCCCCGUUCAACCUGCCCCAAAUCGCCGUGGGUCUCGUGGCGAAGGGGGUCGACGGCCUGCUCGGCACCAGGACCUGCCCCAAGAUCAUGCGCGAGUUCAGCGUGGGAGUCUUCUGGCUGACGCUCGGCGCCCCGGCGAUCCUUAUCGCGUGGGGUCUCUGGGCGGCAUCGGUGCCGGCGGCGGUCCUGACCGCCUGGAGGAGGGCCACCUUCACCGGGAGGUCGCUGUCCGUCGCGGUGGCCUACAGCUCCGUCGUCGUUAUCCUCCACCUCUUUGCCCUGCCCUUCGUCCUGGUGUGGUUCUGGGUCCGCUCCGGGCUGGGGCUCGCGGCGCUGACGCUCAAGACGCUGGCGACUGCGCUUUGCGGCGGGAAUGGAGGGGAAGACGGCAGCGGCACGAGAGUUUCGCGUCGACCCUCCGCUGCUGGUUCCGGCGGCGGGCCUACCGCCGGUUCGCCGUCCGUCUGUAGUGACGUCGUCGUCGCUGACAUGCUGCGACGGGGGAACGCCUCCACCGGGGGACGUCACGCCGCCGGCUCCAGUGUUGCGGAGAUCUGGGCGCAGCUGGAGAACCCCACGACGCCCGACGGCCUCGCGCAGCGGCAAGACGAACAGGACCAAACGGUAACGGUGGAGGAAAUCAUACAUGCGCUGGACCACCUGGACGAGGCCGGGAGGGGUCGGGGCGAGGUCGUCCUCGCUCUUCUCAAGUCCGUGAACGCUGACCUGAAGGACCAGAUCGCGGAGCUAGAGCAAAGCGUGGCUCGCAGCGUCGAGAACCUGAGGGUGGAGUUGGAGGCGAGCGUUGCCUCUCUCGUGGAAGCGGAGGUGGCGAAGGCUGUCGAGGAAUCUCGGGGUCCGUCGCCACGGGGGCCGUUGUCGCCCGCUGCUGGCGCGCCGCGAGUGGACAAGCCGGGAUCAUGAAGCAGCCUGAUGGCGCAAUU